This is a messenger RNA of Glycine soja, 2754 nucleotides long. Its product is annotated as trihelix transcription factor GT-2-like. The record is from RefSeq and is a predicted model, not a curated record. The coding region runs from base 118 to 2070 and encodes 650 amino acids. The transcript has 2 exons. Lineage: Eukaryota; Viridiplantae; Streptophyta; Magnoliopsida; Fabales; Fabaceae.
CGAUACUAUUCCCUUUAUUUUCUGAUAUAUUCCCUUUUUCUUUUCUUUCUCAAGCUGCUGUAAUAUUGCUUACCUAGCUAGCUAGGUAGGGACAUCUCUCUCUCUUUCUAUCUAUCUAUGGAGCUUGGAGACACUACCACAGUGAUGGAAACGUCGUCCGGUGAGGCUGUGGCGGCGCAUGGCGGUGGCGAGGUGAUUAUGAUGGAUGCGAAUUCCGGUGAAGAAGAGAAUAAUAAUCAUAAUAAUAAAGGAAAAUUAGAAGAGGGUGGUGGAGAAGAAGAAGAAGGUGACAAUAAGAUCAACAACUCAUGCGGUGGAAACAGAUGGCCCCGCCAAGAAACUUUGGCUCUCUUGAAGAUAAGGUCCGAUAUGGAUGUUGUGUUUCGAGAUUCAAGUCUUAAGGGUCCACUUUGGGAAGAAGUUGCAAGGAAACUAUCAGAACUGGGUUACCACCGAAGCGCUAAGAAGUGCAAGGAGAAAUUCGAGAAUGUGUACAAGUACCACAAAAGAACCAAAGAGGGCAGAAGUGGGAAACACGAGGGAAAAACCUACAAAUUUUUUGAUCAAUUACAAGCUCUUGAGAAUCAAUUCACAGUCUCUUCUUACUCGCCAAAACCACAACCCACUUUGGCAACAGCAACAACAACAACAAACACAAUAACAUUACCACCCCCAACCAGGCCAAGUGCCAUAACACCAAUCUCUUAUGUCACCACCACUGUUCCGUCCACAAACCCUACAAUCAUAUCUCCUUCACCACCACAACCACCAACCAAUGCCACCACGACAACCACAAUCACUUCUCCAACAGUAGUAACCAACCCUAGAAACCCUCCACAACCCAACAACAACAACAACAGCAAUAACAUCCCUUACUCUUUGCCCAACAUGAACAACCUCUUCUCAACAACUUCAACUUCUUCUUCCACGGCCUCGGAUGAGGACUUGGAAGAGAAGUACCGUAAGAAGAGAAAGUGGAAGGACUACUUCAGGAGGCUCACGAGGCAAGUCUUGGCCAAGCAAGAGGAAAUGCAGAAGAGGUUCCUGGAAGCCAUUGACAAUAGGGAGAGAGAACAAGUGGCUCAACAAGAGGCUUGGAGGAUCCAAGAAAUGGCAAGGAUCAAUAGAGAACACGAACUUCUUGUCCAAGAAAGAUCAACUGCCGCAGCCAAAAAUGCUGCAGUUAUUGCUUUUUUGCAACAGUUAUCUGGUCAGCACCAAAAUUCCACAACACAAGCCAAUUUCCCUCAACAACCACCUCCACAAAAAGUUACAAUAGUACAACCACCACCACAACAAGCUCCACAACCACAAGCUCCAUUGGUGUUGUCAAAUAGUGACAACAUGGAGAUUCAGAAAAUGAAUAAUGGUCACAGUGUUGUUACUGCUACUGUUACUGCUACUGCUACUCCUACUCCUACUACUACUUUCGUUGCUGCUGCUACUGCUAUUACUACUACUCCUUCUUCAUUGAGUUCUUUAUCUUCUUCUAGGUGGCCAAAGACAGAAGUUCAUGCUUUGAUAAGACUGAGGACAAGUCUUGAAACCAAGUACCAAGAAAAUGGACCAAAGGCUCCAUUGUGGGAGGAUAUAUCAGCAGGAAUGCUGAGGCUCGGGUACAACAGGAGUGCCAAGAGAUGCAAAGAGAAAUGGGAGAACAUCAACAAGUACUUCAAGAAGGUCAAGGAGAGCAACAAGCAAAGGCGCGAGGAUAGUAAGACAUGUCCCUAUUUUAAUGAACUUGAAGCUUUAUACAAAGAAAAGAGCAAGACUCAGAACCCCUUUGGCGCUUCGUUCCACAACAUGAAGCCACAUGAGAUGAUGGAGCCAUUGAUGGUGCAACCCGAGCAGCAAUGGAGACCUCCCUCUCAGUACGAACAAGGUGCAGCGAAGGAGAACAAUAAUAAUGAAAGAAAAGAAAGAGAGGAGGAGGAAGAAGAUGAAGAAGAAGAAGAAGAAGAAGAAGAGGAUGAAAAUGAAGAGGGAGAUCUAGAGAGUGUGGAAGAUGAAGGAGGUAACCGUUAUGAGAUUGCGACAAAUAAACUUUCUUCAGUGGACACCGUUGAAUGAGACAAGAUAAGGAAGUUUCUGAUUGGAUGGAGAGUUUUAAUUUUAAUUUUAAUUUUAAUUUUAAUUUUAAUAUAUAUUUUUUUCUUCUUCUGGGGGAUGGAUUUUUAAUUAUUAUGUAAGUUGAUUUUAAUUUUUCCAAAAUUGGGGUUAGGAGAUGUCACUGAAAGGGCAUGAUGAUGGCACAAACACCGGCACUAUAAAAUUCAAUUCUUUAAUAAUGAAUGACCCAUCUAAAAGCAUGGUGGUGCAGAAGCAGAAGCAGAAGCAGAAGCACAAGGUACCUAUCUGACACACUUUCUGAUCAUGGGCCAGCUUAAAAGCAGAUCAUUGGAGCUGUGGGUCACAUUCCGGCCGCCAUGAACUGGGAUCAGAGAUCGUUAAUUAACACUAAGAAACAACAGUUCACAUGGGCCAGCAAAGCAGAAGCAUAGCUAUAGUGGGUGUACAUGUUUUUGCGCUCAUAAAUUUAUGUGUAAAGUGUAAAUUGAAGAUGAGAGAGAGAGAGAGAGAAAAAAAGAAUACGAGGUCCCAUAGCAGUUUAAUGAAAUGAAAUAAAAUAAAAAAGUCACAUGCAUGAUGCAACUCUUGUAAUUUUCCUUUACUUUCAUUAUAUAUCACGGAACCACUGUGUGGUACUGCUUUCAAUUUCUUCUUUCAAGUUUUAAUUAGUUGUGUGAGAUUGUU